Molecule: messenger RNA, 2183 nt
Organism: Erinaceus europaeus (western European hedgehog)
Lineage: Eukaryota; Metazoa; Chordata; Mammalia; Eulipotyphla; Erinaceidae
Gene: ANO1
Product: anoctamin 1
Exons: 15
Coding region: 30-1682 (550 amino acids)
Biological process (GO): chloride transmembrane transport
Cellular component (GO): plasma membrane
Molecular function (GO): chloride channel activity
Source: RefSeq, a predicted model, not a curated record
ACCCCGCCACUGUCUUCUUCUCAGUCUUCAUGGCCCUCUGGGCGGCCACCUUCAUGGAGCACUGGAAGCGGAAGCAGAUGAGACUCAACUACCACUGGGACCUCACGGGCUUCGAGGAGGAGGAGGCCGUGAAGGACCACCCCAGAGCCGAAUACGAGGCCCGGGUGUUGGAGAAAUCACUACGCAGGGAGUGUAAGCACAAAAAGACAGACAAGGUGAAGCUGACCUGGAGGGACCGCUUCCCCGCCUACCUCACCAACCUGGUCUCCAUCGUCUUCAUGGUGGCCGUGACCUUCGCCAUCGUGCUGGGCGUCAUCAUCUACCGCAUCUCCACGGCCGCCGCCCUGGCCAUGGCCUCCUCGCCCGCCGUGCGCUCCAACAUCCGCGUCACCGUCACGGCCACGGCUGUCAUCAUCAACCUGGUGGUCAUCAUCCUGCUGGACGAGGCCUACGGCUGCGUGGCCCGAUGGCUCACCCAGAUCGAGGUCCCCAAGACGGAGAAGAGCUUCGAGGACCGCCUGAUCUUCAAGGCUUUCCUGCUCAAGUUCGUCAACUCCUACACCCCCAUCUUCUACGUGGCCUUCUUCAAGGGCCGGUUCGUGGGGCGCCCGGGGGACUACGUGUACAUCUUCCGCUCCUUCAGGAUGGAGGAGUGCGCCCCCGGCGGCUGCCUCAUGGAGCUUUGCAUCCAGCUGAGCAUCAUCAUGCUGGGGAAGCAGCUCAUCCAGAACAACCUGUUCGAGAUCGGCAUCCCGAAGAUGAAGAAGUUGAUCCGCUCCCUGCGGCUGAAACACCGCGGCCCCUCUGCCCGCGAGCACGUGAGGCGCAGGCAGCGCUAUGAGGUGGACUACACCCUGGAGCCCUAUGCGGGCCUCACGCCAGAAUACAUGGAGAUGAUCAUUCAGUUCGGCUUCGUGACCCUGUUUGUGGCGUCCUUCCCGCUGGCCCCCCUCUUCGCCCUGCUCAACAACGUCAUCGAGAUCCGGCUGGACGCCAAGAAGUUCGUCACUGAGCUCCGGAGGCCGGUGGCCGUGCGGGCCAAGGACAUCGGAAUCUGGUACAACAUUCUCCGCGGCGUGGGCAAGCUGGCCGUCAUCAUCAAUGCGUUCGUGAUCUCCUUCACGUCCGAUUUCAUCCCGCGCCUCGUCUACCUGUACAUGUACAGCAAGAAUGGGACCAUGCACGGCUUCCUCAACCACACGCUGUCCUCCUUCAACGUCAGCGACUUCCAGGACGGCACAGCCCCCAACGACCCCCUGGACCUGGGCUACGAGGUGCAGAUCUGCAGGUACAAGGACUAUCGUGAGCCCCCGUGGUCGGAGCACAAGUACGACAUCUCCAAGGACUUCUGGGCCGUGCUGGCCGCCCGGCUGGCCUUUGUCAUCGUCUUCCAGAACCUGGUGAUGUUCAUGAGCGACUUCGUGGACUGGCUGAUCCCCGACAUCCCCAAGGACAUCAGCCUGCAGAUCCACAAGGAAAAGGUGCUGAUGGUCGACCUCUUUAUGCGAGAGGAGCAGGACAGGCGGCAGCUGCUGGGCACCUGGAUGGACGGGGACGGGGAUGGGGACGGGCCGGAAGGGCGCGGGCAGCACCGCAACCACCAGUCCCCCGCGUGGCCGCAGGGCCCGGGCGCUGGGGACGGCUCGGACCCGGACCCGGAACAGCUGGGCAGUGCCCUGUAGCCGGGGGCUGGAAGCCGGAAGCCGGGUGUUCCGUGCCCAAGGGCAGCGUCCCGGGACCCUCCCGGUGCCCUGUGGGGGGUGGGGGGGGGCGCAACCCCCGAGGGAGGAGACCCACCGCCCGUCCCUGGGCCUCCUCUGUCCAGUCCCCUGGGGGUCCGGAGGGGAGACGCCCCGACCGGGGAGGGGUCCCCUGGGGUGGGGGGCUGACGGGAGGCUCGUGGCAUCUUUCCAAAGGUGCCUCCGGCUUGACGGGUGACGGCCACCAGCCUGGGCGGGGCGGCAGGGUGGCGGCUGAGAACUGAAUCGUAGGCCUUCCAGGGACCUGCCCAGCUUCUGUCUCUGUCUCUGUCUCUGUCUCUGAAUCAAGUCUGCGGGGGUCCGAGGGAUGUUCGUCUAGCAGCCGCACCAGGGCGGGGGCCCCAGCCCCUUGGCACACGCCCGGCAAGGCCCUGUGACUGACAACCAAAGAUUUUUAUGAAUAAAGCUUUCUAUUUUGGUAAC